GCCAGGCUGAUCUUGAACUCCUGACCUCAGGUGAUCUGCCCGCUUCGGCCUCCCAAAGUGCGGGAUUACAGGCGUGAGUCACCGUGCCCGGUCUUAAGUAUGUUUUUCGAAGGAAGGAUAUUCAUGGAGACAAUUGUCAUCCUUUAAAUAUUUGAUAUGCGUUUGAGCCAGUCACAGAUAGCUGUUAAUGUGUAAAUCCUGAUAACAGGCUUCUAAUGUCACCAUUUCAGUUUGCUGGGCAGCAAAACAAAAAUAGCAUUAAUUUGUGUUAUAUGGCAACUAAUGCACAAUAAUGAAUGAAUAUCUUAAGUAUUAGGGAGAAUCCUGGUUAGAAAGUUGAUAAAGUGAAUUCAAACUCCCUUUUCAAGAACUUGAAAGGGAGGGGUGGUUUUCCAAGAUGAAGACUUAGGUUUGAGUAUCUCCCUUUGCCUGAAUUUGCUUUUAUGUGAAAAUAGAGAGUUGGAUUCUAUCUAUUCCCCUUUAACUCUAAAAUUAUAUUAUUCCAGCAGUUUUACUUAACAAGAGUUGACUGUUACACAAAUGGUUUGUGCUAAUAUUAGCAAUAAACACCUUUUUAAAACCCUGCUUUUACCCAUGCUCUGAGGCAUGCUCGAAAGUUCAUUUGACUUCUAAUAAUGGAUGUGCAAAUAUGUUGAGUGAUCACUUCCACAAUGGCCCUGUUCCUUUAAGAGACCACGGUUGUUAAGUUAGGAGAUCAUUGAACCAUAUGAGGGUCAAUAAAAGAAUAAAAAGUCACUGGUUAGCGAUCCGAGGACAAGGAACUUGAUCCCAGUUCAGUAUCUGUAGGUCCGUAUGCUGCCCACAGUCAAAGAGGGAGUCCCACGUCCUUGGCAGCUUGCCUUUCCUCGGGAUGGCUUCUGGAAGGCUCAUUAAGUUUGUGGUUUUUGAGCUCCUAGAGUUUGCCGCUUUCUCCAUCCCCACACUGGUGAUCACGGAACAGUUUGCCACCGCCUACCAGGGAGCAACGGGUAGAUCUGAUAACACACCUUACUGGCUGAUCGUCUCCUGUGCUAUUGCCUAUGUUGCGUUAGUGACUCUACUGAUCUGGGUUCCUGUGAAAGUUCUCCUGCACAAGAAAUGUUAUAUUUACAGAAAAAUUAAAGGAUGGAGACCUGUUCUGAUGAUGUGUGUGGUCCUUACCACACUGCCCUGCCUCACCUUUUCCAUAGCAGUGACUGAGGUUCCAAAGAGCAUUAAUGGGUCCUCUGAUGUCUUACCUGAUAUAUUACCUGACCUACCCGUGUCUCUGGUUCUGUUAUCCCUGAUCGUGGUUGAUAUUAUUGAAAAACUCAGGAUAUAUCCUCUUAGAGGGAGUCAAAAGAGUAGCCAAAAUGGGCACACCCAUUCAAGCUCUUUGCAACACAUAAAAACGGUGACGGAGCAAGUGAGGCAAAGUCAAGAAAAUGCUGCAUCUCCCCAGGCAACCAACAGCACCCAGUUGUCGCAGCCAUCAGGAGCCAUGACAUGGAGCCAGGUGUCUGUGUUCAUGGGACCCCAGGAGCCCUCCUGUGACUCUGGAAUCCUGAAAACAAUGUCCCGACGAGAUAUCCGGGCAGAAUUAUUCUUAUGGAGCUUUCUCCUGUGGUCUGACACGAUAGAAAUGGUGCGUGUGGCUGGUCACCCCAAAGUGUACAAGUCAAGCUGGCUAUACCCAGUCUACAUAUUCAGUUUUAUUUCUCUCCUUCGAAUUACAUUCACUCCCCAAAACCCUCUUCUCAAUUCCCUGAGCAUCCUUCUGCAAGAUUUACCAUUUGUUUUUGUUAGACUUGGUUUAAUCAUUGCCCUGGGGACUAUCACACCUGUGCUGGGCCUGUGUAAAAAUAUCCUCGUGACUCUCUCUUACAUUUACUUCAAUUACCUAACCAGACUCAGGUUUUUUUCUGCCUUUGAAAUGUCUCCAUUUUAAAAAGAAAAUGGGAUCUAGUAAGGCCUCUUUGUGAUACCUGUGUGCACAUUUGUAAUCCUUCUUUUUUUCUUGGGGUGUAGGUUUUUGCACUAUAAAGGAAAUGACUAGAUUGUAGAGAAUAAGCCAUUUUUACUAACUCUAGUAUAUCAGUUUGUUUUUUUGUUGUUGUUGUUGUUGUUGUUGUUGUUUUACAUAUACAAAAGGUGCUAAAUUUAAAGUAAUAUUCUUGUAAGUUGGCUUUCAGGUAUUUCUAGAAAGGGUGAGCAGUUAAUUUUAGUUAGUUAGGUAUACUGAGGUCCCCAAGCCCUGGAACAUGGUCCCAGUACCUGUCCCUGGUCUGUUAGGAAGCAGCCUGCACAGCACGUGGUGAGCCUCGAACUGAACGUUCCCGCCUGAACUCCACCUCCUGUCAGAUCAGCAGCGGCAUUAGAUCCUCAUACGAGCCCAAACCCUGUUGUGAACUGCAUAUGCGAGGGAUCUAGCUUGCGCUCCUUAUGAGAAUUUAAUGCCUGAUGGUCUGAGGUGGAACAGUUUCAUCCCAGAACCCACCCUCACCCCCACCCCCAACCGUGGAAAAAUUGUCUUCCACAAAACUGGUCCCUGGUGCCAAAAAGGUUGGGGACCACUGAUGUACACCACACUUUUUCUAAGAAUACUCUUUAAUAGAGCCUUUUAAAAAACUAAGAAGCUUUUCCAUCAAGUUAGCCCAAGAAUAAGAUUUUUAUCUUUUAUAUAGAGAGGAUUAUAUGAAUUGAUUGAGUAAAUUUAGUUUUAAAGAACACACCUGAAAUUAUUGAAUAAUUUUUAGACUAAGCUUUUUUUUUUGAGACAAUGUCUUG
Messenger RNA from Chlorocebus sabaeus (green monkey), 2766 nucleotides. RefSeq names its product transmembrane protein 236 (gene TMEM236). The record is from RefSeq and is a predicted model, not a curated record. NCBI's taxonomy places the organism in Eukaryota, Metazoa, Chordata, Mammalia, Primates, Cercopithecidae.